Messenger RNA from Camellia sinensis, 623 nucleotides. The record is from RefSeq and is a predicted model, not a curated record. NCBI's taxonomy places the organism in Eukaryota, Viridiplantae, Streptophyta, Magnoliopsida, Ericales, Theaceae.
ACACUGUUCUUCCCUCGGGAACCCUAUAAACCGUGUCGAAUUCGUUUCACGUCUUCAUCAGAGAUCAGAUUCAAAUUCCAUAUACAAGCACAUGAAUAUAUAUAUAUAUAUAUAUGCUUCGACAAAUCGUAAAUGCAAAUUGGCGAUACGGUGUUUGGUUGGUUGAUCUUGAAGCAUUUGAUCAGUUUCUAAUGUAAUUAGAGUCAGAUAGAACCGUUUUGAUUGAAAGUAAUCGAAAGUGAAUAGAAAAAAAUCAGAUGGCUUUAAUGGAGGAUUCGAUUAUACACCAUGUCUGCAUUGUGCUGCUUUUUCUUUGGCUACUUUCUUCCUUUAAUCGUUGUCACCCGAUCGCCUACUUUAUCUCUCUAACCUACCUUUUUCUGGUUCAUAAGCGGUAUGUUAAGCGAUUGCGGAGAAAACUACGAUUCGAAGAGAAAAGAAAUUCUAAUCAAAGACGAGUGCUCUCUGAUUCUGAAACUGUGCGGUGGUUGAACCACACAGUUGAAAAGAUUUGGCCUGUUUGUAUGGAACAUAUUGUUUCACAAAAAAUCCUCCUCCCUGUCAUGCCUUGGUUCUUGCAGCAGUACAAACCAUGGACUGCGAUAUGAGUGUCUACUCCCCUA